GCAAUAAAAACAUCGUUUUAAUUAAACUACCAGUACACAUGCAGCUAUCGAGCUGACUAAUUAUCUUAAAGUCAGUCUGAGUUUAGACAAAUGGUGAUAGUUUUAAGAUGUUUGUGCCCAUUUUAUUACUGCUUGUGUGUACCAGUGCACAUGGGCGAGUAGCUGUACAUAUAGAUAAAGUACUAGAUAUAGCUAGUAACCUCAUUGAUGAUGUGAAACUUAAAGUAACACCAUUAAUAGAAAAAACCACCGAAGCCACUACAAAAGAUUUAAAUGAAAUCAAUGAAUCAAAAAUAGAUCAUACUGCUGUGGAAAUAGAAAGUAAUACAACUGCAACGAAUUCAAGUAAUAUUGUUAACAUUGACGAUAUUAUUUUGAAGACACCUCUAGACAUAAUAACCUCAACAGAGAAAACGAUUGAAUCAGAUGUAAACAAUAUCAUAGAAGAUGACAAAUCAGAAAAGAUUCAGAAAGCUGAUAAUGGAACUGCGUUGAUUCUAACGCCUCUCAUCGAAGAAGGGAAAAUAGAUGAAGCAAGAAUAGCAUCUAAAGUUGAUCCUAGUCUAUUCUCGGGUGUUAAAAGUCAUUCAGGAUUCCUCACAGUUAAUAAAACGUAUGAUUCAAAUACAUUCUUUUGGUAUUUUCCUGUGGAGAACAAGCCCGUGAAUGAAACUCCUUGGAUUAUUUGGCUGCAAGGGGGUCCAGGAGCUUCCAGUCUAGCAGGACUUUUCGAUGAAAUUGGUCCUUUUCUUAUGGAAAAUGGAAUUAUCAAAAAACGUCCCCAUUCUUGGAACCACAAUCACUCUCUUGUGUUUAUUGACAACCCAGUGGGCACUGGCUUUAGUUUCACCAACCAUGUUGAUGGACUUGCAAAGGAUAUGGAAACUUACUCCCAGCACCUGUACACAGCAGUGCAUCAGCUGCUGCAGUUGUUCCCCGAGCUGAAGACAGCGCCGCUGUAUGUGGCUGGAGAGUCGUACGCCGGCAAGUACGUGCCUUGCCUCGCCUUGGAGCUGCACCGUCAUAGAACGGACGGGACCCUGGACAUUAACUUGCAGGGGCUAAUCGUUGGUAACGGCUACGUAGAACCUUCGGUACUGACCAAGUUGACGCAACCUUUCGCCAGCUUUGGCCUGCUGGUGCCAGAGCAACUACAGAUGAUCGAACCCUUGGUUGAUUCGUUCACAAAGAACAUAGCUUUAAAUAAGAGUUCACGGGCACGAGAAGAUUGGAACAGAUUGAUCAUGACGAUGCUGUACCUAGCUCGUCAGAAGCAUGCUUACAACUACCUUCAGGAAAACCUUCCACUGGGCAAAGAGUAUCAGGAGUUUGUCAAAACGACCAGAUUUAAAAGAGCUGUACAUGUCGGUGAUAUUCAAUUUACGCUGAUAAACAUUACAGUUUAUUCAAACCUUUCCCAAGAAUUCUUGGCAAGCGCGAAAGAAAAGUAUGAGACCUUAUUGGAGCAUUACAGGGUUCUGGCUUAUUGUGGAAACCUGGACCAGAUAAUGCCAUGUGUAUCGACAUCUGAAAACUAUCGAACUUGGAAAUGGAGCGGUGCUGAGCAAUUUGUCAACUCGUCUCGAAGACCUUUAGUUCUGAACCAUACUUUAGUUGGCUAUCACAAAACUGGAGGAAGAUUCACAGAGGCCAUAAUAAUCGGAGCAGGACACAUGGUUCCAUCAGAUAAACCCCAAGUAGCCCUGAGUCUUAUCAACAGCUUUACUCAUGGAGAACCCAUACCUACCGGAGCAAUAUAUGAAAAGCUAGCCGAAAGGAGUGAAAUGAGCAUAGCCGAAAACUUAAUCGCUAGAGAUGAAGAAGAAACUCCUGUCCUCAUUUUGACUCCGUAUAUAGAAGAAAAACGAAUAGAAGAAGGGAGGAAUGCAUCUAAAGUCGAUGCUUCAGUAUUCUUGGGGUUUGAAAGUUACUCUGGCUUCUUGACGGUAAAUAAAACAUAUAAUUCGAAUACUUUCUUUUGGUAUUUCCCUGCGGAAAACUCGACAGAGAAGGAAGCACCUUGGAUCAUUUGGCUGCAAGGAGGGCCAGGAGUUUCCAGUUUGACGGGGCUCUUUGAAGAGAUUGGCCCCUUGACGGUUGAUGCUGAUGGGAAUUUGGAAAGAAACCCAAAUAGCUGGCUGAAGAACUUCUCAUUAGUAUUUAUUGACAAUCCAGUAGGCACUGGAUAUAGCUAUACAGAACAUAGAAAUGGCUACGUAAAGGAUAUGGAAACUUACUCAGCCCACCUGUACACCGCAGUGGCUCAGCUGGUGCAGCUGUACCCGGAGCUGCAGAGGGCGCCACUGUACGUGGCGGGCGAGUCCUACGCCGGCAAGUACGUGCCCUCGCUGGCCUUGGAGCUGCAUCGACACAAGAUGGCCGGCGAUGUGCAAGUUAAUUUGAAGGGCCUAAUAAUGGGUAAUGCAUUGAUAGACCCAUCAAUAUUCGAAAACUUCACACAACCCUUCUAUCACAGCGGGCUCCUCAGCCCUGAAGACAUGAAUGACCUGAAGAUAUACCAGGAAAUACUCAACCAGGAGAUGAAGCUUGACAAUAGGGAUUAUAUCGGGAAACAGAAAUGGCUCAUGCUCCUAGUGGAGAUCCUGAGUCGGACCCAUCAGGUGCACGCGUACAAUUUCGUCAACCCGAAGCAGCCAGACUACUACUACACUGGCUACCUCCACCGCCCCGAAGUCAGAAGGGCGCUGCAUGUGGGCGACAUGAGGCCAAGCUACCUGAAUACGUCUGUCAAUAGAUACCUGGCACCGGAUUUCUUGAGCUCAGCCAGUGAUAAGGUUGAGCUUCUGCUGGAGCAUUAUCAGGUGCUGGCUUAUUGUGGCCAGCUGGACCACAUGGUGCCGUGUUCGCUGAAUGCCGAAGUAUUGAGAAGGUGGAACUGGACUCAUGCAGAGGACUUCAAGAGCGCCCCCCGGUCCCCUUACUACCUGCCCGACUACCAUUUGACUGGCUACGUGAAAACCGGCGGCAACCUCACCGAAGCGGUAAUCCGCAACGCGGGUCACAUGGCGGCGCGGGACCGGCCGGCGGCGGUGCGCGCGCUGGCUGCGGACUGGGCGCGCGACCAGCUGCAGUCCACCACGCUGCACAUGUUCAUGACCAAGAUCCGGGUGAUGAAGCAGAAUGGGACGGCGCUGCCAGCGGAGCUAAUAAAUUAUUAUGUUGGAUAGUU
Plutella xylostella (diamondback moth) is the source of this 3190-nucleotide messenger RNA. RefSeq lists its product as uncharacterized. The record is from RefSeq and is a predicted model, not a curated record. Gene Ontology annotation, molecular function: serine-type carboxypeptidase activity. Lineage: Eukaryota; Metazoa; Arthropoda; Insecta; Lepidoptera; Plutellidae. Gene Ontology annotation, biological process: proteolysis.